Messenger RNA from Caenorhabditis angaria, 1006 nucleotides. NCBI's taxonomy places the organism in Eukaryota, Metazoa, Nematoda, Chromadorea, Rhabditida, Rhabditidae. The record is from the annotation of a GenBank genome assembly.
AUGGCCGCUUCAACCUCACUAAAAAUCGCCAUUUUUCUCAGUUCAUUGGCAAUUGCAACUUGCUUAUUCCAAUGUUAUCAAUGUAAUAGUUUGACUAAUCCGGAAUGUGAGCACAAAUAUGAGAAAUUUGGAAGAGUGAGUUUUUUGGAUGGGAGGACAUUUUUAAGUUUUUCUGAAGUCAGUUUGAAAAAUCCUAUAAUUAGGGAAACAUUUCUCACAAUCAGUUAAAAAUAUUUGAUAUGAAGAAUUAAAAAAAUCGUGGGAAAUGUUUAUUGGAAAAAAGUCAUUAUUUUAAAUUAAAAAUUAUUAUAUUAAUUUGGAAAACAAACACCAAGAGUCUCCAAUUAAAAAUUAUAUUUGAUCAUUUCAGGUUUGUCCAGUAAAAGUGUUUAAUGGAGUCAAAAAUGAACCAAUUGGAUGUCGCGUGGUUAGACAAUAUGUCCACGGUAUGCCAAACUUUUGUUUUGACCCCAAAUUCAUUCUUUUUUUUCAGAAGAAUAUUCGCUUGACAGACAAUGCGCAUAUCUCGGGGAAACUAUUGAGAAAAAAUCAAACAAGGUUGGUUUUUUCUUCAUUCUGAAAACUUUGAAAAUUCCGUGGUCAAAAUACUAAUGAGGUGAUUCAGGAAGAAAAUAAUGAUGCAACAUUUUUGGAGAAAAAAUUCAAAUAUCAAAAAACAUUUUUUUCGCAGAACAAAAAAGUAUCACUCUACAAAAUUUUUACACGGAAAAAUUCGAUUUUUUUUUUGUCAAAAAAUAGUUGUUUUCUUUUUUCUUGAAUCACCCAUAAUGGAAUGUUUUGUCAUGAAACAUGAAACUUCUGAAACUAAAACAUAGAAGAUAAUGUUUUAACAGAUUAAAAAAAUUUUUAAUUAAAAUUUCAGGGAUCGAUGGGAGUUCAACGAAUCUACUCGCAAUGUUCGGAACCACGCUGCAACUCUGCCGAAACUUCCAAAUUCGCCGCAGUUUUCGCUGUUUCCAUGAUUGCCCUCAAGUUUUUCGCCUAG